GAGGAUUUGUUUUGAUCGUGUAUUGGGUUCAGAUUGUUAGAGUCAAUUGUUUGUUUAAUUGUGUUUUUUCUGCAAAUGUGAAAAAGUGUUGUAUUAUUUUUGAUAAUAUCAAUGACUAUUUUUCGAAUGUGCUGAUUCAUUUCAUACAUUAUCAUUUGGAUCCAUUGAACUAAUCUCCAAACAUCCCACGAUGGAUCAAACUCUACCAUCCUUGCAGCAGGUAAUGCCUUGCCGAAAUAUUCAAAUCGAACAACUUUAUAAUCUGUUUGCAUACAAAGACGAACCCUACGUAGAAGCGGUCUUCGUUUACGGCGGACCGAGCACGGGAAAAUCAAUGGCGGUUACAUCACUGCUGGAAAAGCUCGAAAUAAAGUACGCCGUCGUGAACUUGAUAGAAUGCUACUCGUCGAAAAUCUUAUUCGAGUCCAUUCUCAACAAGCUAUCCGCUCACAAAAUGGACCCUAACAAUCCACAUCCCUAUGCACGAUGUGACAACAUGAUGGACUUUAUAUCACAAUUGCAGAAAUGCUCCAGGGAGAAUAGCCUCGAACGAUCCGUACUUGUACUGGACAAAGCAGAAGAACUCAGGAAUAUGGAAUUCAACUUAUUAGCGGGAUUUUUGAGACUCAGAGAACUGUGUGGUAUUUCCGUCAGCGUAGUUUUCAUAUCGGAGAUUGUUUUCGAAAAAUAUUAUGCGAGAAGCAACAUUGUCGAACCUUUGAAAAUUUAUUUUCCACAGUAUAAAAAGAAUGAAUUAUUAGAAAUCCUCUCUAUGGACAUUGAAAACGCUAGAGAAAUGAUUGCUCGUUACUCAAACGAGUUCUUAGACUUCGAUUUGAGUUUCUACCAGAAUUACUUGAACGCUUUCUUGUCGGUAUUCUACCGCGCUUGUCGGGACUUAUCGGAACUUCGACACAUGUCCAGAGUUAACUUUGUGAAAUAUUGUCAACCCAUCAUUAAUAAAGAGUACACCAUUAACGAUAAUAUGGCCUUGUGGAGGAACAUUUCUGGCGUGCUGAAAGCUUCGUUGGAAGUUUUGUACUUAAGAGUAGAUCCAACAACUGACAUCGAGGACUCUCCGAAAACUUCAUUACCCAAAGAUAACGCCGCACAGACUUUGGAACUUCCUUUUUACGCAAAAUAUCUAUUGAUAGCAGCCUAUUUAGCUAGUUACAAUUCCGCCAAAGAUGAUAAGAGGCUUUUCAUGAAGUAUCAUGGAAAAAAGACUAAAAAGAUGAAGGAUAUUAAGUUGAAAAGUAAAGUGAGUGAGCGGUUGAAUACUCAGCUUGGACCGAAACCUUUCACUUUCGAUAGAUUGCUAGCAAUUUUCUACUCAAUUUUGGAUGAAAAUGUUGGCUUCAAUAACAACUUAUUAGUACAAGUUUCCAGCUUAGUUGAAUUGAGGCUUUUGUCUUGUGUCUCCGAUUCUUGUUUUCUGGACGGUCAAAAAUACAAGUGUAAUGUGAACUUCGAUUUCAUACAGAAUAUAUCGAAAAUGGUGGGAUUUCAAAUCAGAAAAUAUUUGAGUGACUUCAGUCAUAUUUGAAUAGAAAUUUCGAUUUUGUAAAGGGUUAAUAAAAUUAUUUUCAUAUAAAA
Leptinotarsa decemlineata (Colorado potato beetle) is the source of this 1596-nucleotide messenger RNA. It is a transcript of the gene Orc5, whose product is annotated as Origin recognition complex subunit 5. NCBI's taxonomy places the organism in Eukaryota, Metazoa, Arthropoda, Insecta, Coleoptera, Chrysomelidae. Gene Ontology annotation, biological process: DNA replication; DNA replication initiation. The record is from RefSeq and is a predicted model, not a curated record. Gene Ontology annotation, cellular component: nuclear origin of replication recognition complex; nucleus. Gene Ontology annotation, molecular function: DNA replication origin binding.